Molecule: messenger RNA, 2037 nt
Organism: Amphibalanus amphitrite
Lineage: Eukaryota; Metazoa; Arthropoda; Thecostraca; Balanomorpha; Balanidae
Product: plancitoxin-1-like
Exons: 2
Coding region: 57-1808 (583 amino acids)
Biological process (GO): apoptotic DNA fragmentation
Molecular function (GO): deoxyribonuclease II activity
Source: RefSeq, a predicted model, not a curated record
ACAGUGUGGUCCCAGACCCGCCGGUGACCUGUGUGCGACCCGGCAGCGCUGCCACUAUGAGGCGCUACGCUUCACGAUCUCUGAGGCUACCGUCAGUGUCGCUACUGCUGCUGCUGCUUGGUGUUUUCUGCGCUCCGACAGAGGCCUUCGUUAGUGGUCAAAGGGAUCGACAGCAAGUGGAAGAUGUGCUUACGGAAAAGCUGUUUGCCGUCAACAGGAUGCUGGGUAGCAUACAGCGACACGUGCAGCGUCUGGGCAACUGGGAAGAGGCCGUGGGAGACCUGGAGUCGCGCCUGGAUGUACUCGGUGCCGGCGAAGGGGCCGUUUCGGACCAGGCUGCCGACGCGCUGCAGCGAAUGGAGGCUCUCUCGGAGACCUCCUCCGCUGCGCUCUCCAAGCUGGGUAGCGUGGUGACGGUGCAAGAGAGCGCGGCUGACGCGCUGGUCAAUCUCCGUGAUGGUCUGACACAGCGUGUGGCCGCCGUGGCCGAGUCCGUGUCCGGCCUGGCGGGCUCCCAGGCGGCCGAGCACAACCAGACGCGCAGCGCGUGCGGUGACAGCGGCGGCGCGGCGCUGACGGAGCCGCUGACCGACCUGCGGACGGCCGGCGGUCAGAUCACCGAGCUGACGCAGCGCACAGAGGAGACACUGGGUGGCGGCCUACAGCGGGUGGACGGCCGCCUUCAGGAGACCGGCCAGCAGCUCCCCCAGCUGGGCCAGGAGCUGGACGAGGAGCGUCAAGCGCGCCGCUCCUCCGCCGGCUCCCCGCUCGGCUGCAGGGACCAGAACAACAAGCUGGUCGACUGGUACGUGCUGUACAAGCUACCCAUCCUGACCAGCGCUACAGGCUUCGUCCGCAAGGGCUCGGCGUACGUGCACUUCUCGUCGGCCUCGACGGUAGGCCAGUGGACCAUGUCGGAGGUGUCCAUCGACACCCCGCAGUCGCACCCUGGCCUGACGCUGGCGGACGUGUAUGAUCAGCCCGAGCGGGCAGGUCUCCAGUACGUCUUCUACAACGACCAGUGGCCGGACGGUACCACGUCGGGCACCGAGGGCCACACCAAGGGAGUGGUGGCCUUCGAAGGAAGCCAAGGCUUCUGGAUGAUCCACAGUGUGCCCAGGUUUCCUCCAGCGCCGCGGAAGAGCAAGGAAUACAGCUACCCCAGCAAUGGGUACACCCACGGCCAGAGCCUUCUCUGCAUCACGUUCCCCACCAGCGAGCUGACGAAGGUGAAUAAACAAGUGAGUCUCAACGAGCCCUACUGCUACGAUUCCAAGGAUUCUGACAUUCUGUGCCGGCCGAAACAGGCGAGGGAAAACGCAGGUGGACCAUACUUCCCUAGCCACCGAGAUCAUUUCACUGGGCUCCAUGAACAUACUCAACUUGAAGAGACCUCCAGCGUCGAGUCUAUCUUCAGCAUCCACGGCAGCGAGUUCGCCACCUUCGCCAAGAGCCGCAACUACGGCCGCGACCUGUACAGCGUCCUGGUGGCUCCGGCGCUGGAGACCAGUCUGUACGCCGAGACGUGGCGGGCCACGAUGCCGUCCUACUGUUCCGGCCGCUACACGGUGGAGAACGUGCGCAAAGUCACGGUCGCCACGGCCAGCGAGGCGUUCGACUUUGUCUCCAACAAGGACCACAGUAAGUGGGCGGUCUCCACCAGCCGGAACCUGCCGUGGGUCUGUGUCGGAGACGUGAACCGGGCCGACUCGCAGACGAGAAGAGGCGGCGGCACCGCCUGUCUCAGGGAUGAGCGCCUCUGGAAUGUCUACCGACAGACGGUGACCGUUUGGGAGCCAUGUGCUUAGAGCACGUCUGUUACUGCCUUUGCCAGUUAUUAACGACAUCAGAGCCGGUAGAAAUGAAAACUUAAGCUAGCAUUCUCUUUAGAUUUGUGGUCGGAAAAUCACUUAGCCAUAAGCCAGUUAUGGGUGGACAUAUUGAACGCGAUUUAGGAAAAUGUUGCGUUUGCACAUAAAGGAAAUGCAGCGGAAAUGAGUCCUGUCAGCAUUAUUUGUCGAUAAAGCUUUCAUUUAU